AUGUCCGGCGUCGAGGACGUAGAUGCCCAGCGUAAGAACUACCGACGACCGCACAACGCGCACAAUCCGAUACCCACGGUCCAAAAAUACCGUGAGGAGAAGCAGAGAAGACAAGACGAGUAUGGCCAUCCAGAUGGCGCAAGUAACGAGCCAAGCACACGCGACCGGCUGGGGGAUGCCGUCAACGUCUUCAGGCAUGGUAGAGAUGUAGAGCUGGACAAUGAUGGCAAUGGGCCGUAUCAAGCUAGGAACAAGAACAUCGAGCAAGACGAGCAAAUUGCAGACGAUCACGCCGGAAAGAACACACCCGAGCAGAAAGACCAAAAUCUGGCGAAAGAUCAGGACGACGAAGAUGGACUACAGGACACAACAGAGGAUGGCAUGAUAUCCUCAGAUCCUAAGCAGGCCCGAAAGGAUAUGAAGAAGUUCAAAGCCGAUGGUGCAGAUCGCGAAGUCACCGACCCCAUCACCCAUCUACCUAUCCAAAUCCACGACUAUACAGAUCGAGAGCUAAAGAGCACUGCAAAGAACCCGCCGCCUGUAGGGUCAGACCCACGCACCAUGACUGGCAAAGACGCCAUCAACAAGAGCGAUGAACAUCUCGAAGAUGAAUGGCAGGAAUCACAGGACUCACAUGUUGGUAUGCAGGCCUUGUUUCCACCUCCGUCCUUUGACAGGACAAGAAGCGAGAUCACGACCGUUUAUAUGCAGGCUGUGACUGUUGGCGUAGGAGCAGCUGCAAUUAGCUUGAUGUUGGUCAACACACUAUUCUGGCCCACGCGCCAUGCGACAGGCUGGGGAAGACAGUUAUGGAAGGCUACUGAACUCAGUACUAUGGCAGUCAUCUCCACGGCCAUCAUACUCUUCAUGCGACAGUGGUCAGAGAACAAGAUCAAGAAUGUGUGGGAUGCUGAGGUUUGGCAGGCAGAACGACAAAGGGGCCAGAGAUUGGCCAAGACCCAAACUGCUGAAAGUACACAGUGGCUGAAUUCGCUAUUUGCUUCCGUAUGGCCGUUGAUUAACCCGGAUCUGUUUACGAGCAUUUCGGAUACACUUGAGGAUGUCAUGCAAGCUUCCCUCCCCAGUAUGGUUCGCAUGGUCGCCGUCGAGGAUCUUGGUCAGGGUAGCGAGGCCCUCCGCAUCCUCGGUGUUCGAUGGCUUCCUACAGGUGGGGCUGCUAGAUCAGUGGGCUCUGACGGAAAUUUGAAGUCUCCUGACGAGGAGAAGGGCGACCGGACUGUCGAAGAGAGCGAUGACAGCGGUGAAGGCCAAGAUGACCAACCACAGCAAGACACAAUGGAGGCUGAAGAUGGAGACUUCGUAAACGUGGAAGUUGCCUUCGCAUACAGACCAUCAACAGGAAAGGGCAUCAAGUCACGCGCCAAACAUGCUCAUUUACUGUUGGCAUUCUAUAUGCCAGGUAAUAUCAAGAUACCGGUAUGGGUCGACCUCGCGGGCGUGGUUGGUGUCAUGCGCUUCCGUCUGCAGCUGUGCCCUGAUCCUCCGUUCUUCUCAGUUUGCACCAUGUCCUUCAUGGGGCAACCCAAAGUCACGCUAUCAUGUGUGCCACUAAUCAAGAAAGGACCCAACCUCAUGGACGUGCCUCUCAUCUCCAGCUUCGUGCAGUCGUCCAUGGACGCAGCAUUGGCGGAGUAUGUCGCGCCUAAAUCUCUUACCUUGGACCUCAAAGACAUGUUGAUGGGCGACGACUUCAAGAAGGACACAGUCGCACAGGGUGUUAUCAUGGUACGUAUCAAAUAUGCGUUCGACUUCAAAGAGGGCGAUACAAAGAUCGGUCCUUUUGGUGGCUCCGCAGACCCCUAUGUGAGCGUGGGAUGGGCCAAAUUCGGGAAGCCGCUCUGGUCGACGCGUGUUCUCCAGCAAAACAUGAAUCCCCAUUGGGACGAACAUUGCUUCGUCUGUGUUACCUUUGACCAGUUGAAUGUAGAUGAGAAAUUGAGGCUGCAGUUGUGGGAUUCUGACCGUUCAACUGCCGACGACGACCUGGGACGCAUCGAGGUGGACCUCAAAGAGUUGAUGAAGAGUGAUGAGACGAACGGAAGAAUGCACGAUCGCGAGGACGGCUUCAGAGCCCUCAAGAGUGGAGAUGAUAUGCCUGGAAAACUGAGCUGGAGCCUGGGUUACUUUUCGAAAACCAGAAUCACUGAUGACCAGCUUACUAUGCAAGACGAGGACCCCGAUGUCGAAAACAUAGACCAGUUGAAGAAGAAGAUGUAUAAGGAGGCAGAGGACAAACUUCGAGAGGCGAGUGAGGAUCACCGAAAAGAAGUGGAACAGCAAAAGUCCGAAGAGUUCAAGAACCGUCAAGAUCAGCUUAUCAUCGCGUCCCCACCCUCCGAAGACUAUCCAUCAGGUAUUCUCAGCAUCCAGAUCCACCAGAUCACCGGCUUGGAAUUGGAAACACUGAACAAGCAGAAAGACUCUGCGAACGCAGAGGCAACAGACGAAGAAGAAGAAGGCGAUAGUCUGCCCUCUGCAUAUUGUACCAUCAUUCUCAACCACAAGAAGAUCUACAAGACGCGUACGAAGCCGAAGAACUCGAAGCCUUUCUUCAACGCGGGCUGCGAGAGAUUCAUCCGAGAUGUACGCAAUACCGAAGUACAUGUUGCCGUUCGUGACGCUCGUAUACACGAAGACGACGCCUUGCUCGGUAUCGUUUAUCUGCCUCUAGAAAGAGUGUUUCGGAAGCGGAGCCAGAUAAACCACAUGUUUCCACUGGCCGGAGGUGUGGGAUACGGCCGUAUAAGAAUCUCUAUGGUCUUCCGAAGCGUGCAAAUCCAACUACCGAGAAACCUGGUUGGUUGGGAUUACGGAACUGUGGACCUCAAACCCUCUAUAAAGGCUAUUGAUCUUCCGGAGGACCUAAAGCCUCUUCGGCUCAAGGUCCGUACGCCACUGGAUCGCGCAAAGCUACACUCGCGGGGACGGAAUGGUAGAGUCCGCUCAGAAGACGGCCAGACCGUCUGGACUUCGAGGAAGGACAAGUCUAUCCGCUUACCUGUGCGCGCCCGCUACUGUACGCCACUCGUCUUCGAAUUUAGACAAGAUGCUACCUUCCGAGACCACACCCCGGGUUUCGGUAUCCUCUGGCUCAAGGAUAUUCCCGACAAUGAGGAGCAGACAAUACGUGUCUCUAUCUGGAAGGGUGACUUGGAGCGCGCAGAGAACAAUGUGCUUGAUUCAUAUGGUGAGAAGGUGGGCGAGAUAGAAGUAACGUUGACGUUCUGGUCCGGUCUAUCAGGAUAUCACGAGAAACUCGCAAAGGGCGAUAAACACAUUUCCAACGUUAUGGAGGUUCUCGAUGUCACCAACGACCAGGAGUGGUCCGACUGGGAUGAUUCGGAUGGCUCCGAUAAGCCCGGUAUCAACGACAACAAGGAAACCGACAACGAUGACUCAUCAUCGGACAGCUCAGAUUCGGAAGACGACGGCGAAGAUGGUGGUGACAAGAAGUUUGUACCAGACUUCCUCCAGGAUGGCGGCAAGAAGAUCGAUUCGAAGCUGAGCAUACAGGGCAAGGGUGGCCCUAUCAGCAAGAUAAAAGACUACAAGGAGAAUGCGAAUCAACUACAUCGCAAGAACAGGGGCAUGAUGCAGUGGAAGGGCCCACGGACGUUGGCUUGGAUGAAGCACGUAGGUGAUCGUGGAAAGAAGAAGGUGGGAAAUAUGUUCCAUCAUCAUGAGAGGAGUGGAGCGGGUGUUGAGACAGAGGCUUAG
Molecule: messenger RNA, 3738 nt
Organism: Alternaria atra
Lineage: Eukaryota; Fungi; Ascomycota; Dothideomycetes; Pleosporales; Pleosporaceae
Exons: 3
Coding region: 1-3738 (1245 amino acids)
Molecular function (GO): lipid binding
Source: RefSeq, a predicted model, not a curated record